AUGUCCAACUCAAACAAGAGCAAAAAGGACAAAGAAAUCCUCGCUGAGUACGAGAGCCAAGUGAAAGAUGUGCGGAUGCAGUUGGUUGAGCAGCAGAGAUGUCUGGAGCAGCAGACGGAGAUGCGGGUCCAGCUGCUCCAGGACUUGCAGGACUUCUUCAGGAAGAAGGCCGAGAUCGAGACGGAAUAUUCCAGAAACCUGGAGAAGCUGGCGGAGAGGUUCAUGGCUAAGACACGCAGCACCAAGGACCACCAGCAAUACAAAAAGGACCAGAACCUUCUAUCUCCGGUGAACUGUUGGUACUUGCUGCUGAACCAGGUGAGGAGGGAAAGUAAGGACCACGCCACCCUCAGCGACCUCUACCUGAACAACGUCAUCACCCGCCUCACGCACAUCAGCGAGGACUCAGCCCGGCUGCUCAAAAGGAGUAAAGAGAUCACCUUUCAGCUUCAGGAAGAUCUGAUGAAGCUGCUGAAUGAGCUUUACACCGUGAUGAAGACGUACCACAUGUACCACGCGGAGACGAUCAACGCAGAGACCAAGCUGAGGGAGGCGGAGCGCCAGGAGGGACGCAUUAAGGGUGUGUCGGGAACAGCCGGCGGGGGAGAGCCGGUGUUCGGCCUGCGGAUAGAGGAGCGCCACCAGAGACGCAAUGCUGCCCGCAAGAUGGAGAAGAUGAGGGAGAAAAGGAAGGCGAAGUACUCAGAGAAUAAACUUAAGACUCUGAAGGCCAGGAACGAGUACCUGCUCACUCUGGAGGCAACCAAUGCCGCUGUGUUCAAAUACUACAUCCAUGACCUUCCCGACAUUAUAGACUGUUGUGACCUAGGGUACCACUCCAGUCUGAGCCGGGCUCUGAGGACCUACCUGUCAGCGGAGUUGAGCCUCGAAGCCUCCAGGAGGGCAGGCCUGGAGGUGCUGGAGGGGGCCGUGGAGGGCCUGGACCCUGCCCGAGAUAGGCAGCGUCUGCUGGGCCUCUACCCUACCGCGUUCUGCCCCCCAGCCCGCUUCGGCUUCCAGGCCCACAUGGGCGACACAGUGACCCAGAUUGCGACCCAACCACAGGUCCAGGCCGAACUCACGCUCCGCCUGACACAACUCCAGACUCGACUCGCCUCUCUAAAGAUAGAGAACGAAGAGGUUAAGAAGACAUGGGGUGCAACUCUGACCACACUCCAGGACAUGACAGUGCUGGAUGACUAUGACGUGUCCCAGAGCUUCACGCACAGUCCCUCCUCCGAGUCGGUCAAGUCCAGCGUGUCAGAUGGCUAUUUAAACAAACCCAGUCUGGCCAAGAGACGGGCCAAUCAGCAAGAGACGGAGCUCUUCUACUUUACCAAGUUCCGUGAGUAUCUGGAGGGCAGUAACCUCAUCUCUAAACUCCAGGCCAAGCAAGACAUACUGAAGAAAGCCAUAGCAGAAGGGUACAAGGCUGACAUGCUAACUACCAGCCGUGGGCGGAAGAACUCCCAUAGCAAGCACCAGGACUCAACUAAAGCCAUACCUUUGCUUGUGGAGAGCUGUAUUCGCUACAUUAACCUGCAUGGUCUCCAGCAUCAAGGCAUAUUCCGGGUGUCGGGGUCACAAGUGGAGGUCAACGACAUCAAGAACUCCUUUGAGAGAGGUAAUGAUCCGCUUAUUGAUGAGGAGAGCAACCACGACAUCAACUCAGUGGCUGGAGUGUUGAAGCUCUACUUCAGGGGGUUGGAAAACCCCCUGUUCCCCAGGGAUCGGUUUAAUGACCUCCUAUCCUGCGUCCGUAUAGAGAACCUGUAUGACAGAGCGCAGUGCGUCCGAAAGAUUCUGCUGGGUGUCCCGCGGGCGACGCUGGUGGUGAUGCGUUAUCUGUUUGCCUUCCUCAACCACCUAUCCCAGUACAGCGAUGAAAACAUGAUGGAUGCCGGGAACCUCGCCAUCGUGUUCGGCCCCACCUUGCUGCCCACGCCGGACACGCUGGACCAGGUUGCUUGUCAGGCCCACGUUAAUGAGAUCAUCAAAACCGUCAUCCUCCAUCACGACAACAUCUUCCCAGACACCAAGGAGCUGCCCGGGCCCGUCUAUGAGAAGUGCAUGACUGGAGACCAGUACUGCGAGAGUCCGUUCAGCGAGCCGGGUGCCCUGGAGGAGGCGGAGCCUGACGGCGGCACCGAGACCCAAACCAGCGAGGAGGAGGGGGAGGCAAUGGAGGCCGUGGCGAGGUUCGACUACGUGGGUCGAUCGGGCCGGGAGCUCUCCUUCAAGAAGGGUGCGUCCCUGCAGCUCUUCCAGCGGGCGUCACAUGACUGGUGGGAGGGGCGUCACAACGGCACCCACGGCUUGGUGCCACACCAGUAUAUCGUGCUGAAGGACAGGGCUGACGCCAUGUCGGACACGUUGAGCCAGAAGGCAGACAGCGACGGAGGGAGCAGCAGCACAGAGGACAAGUGGUCCAGAAGUGAACUGAGCUCCCCUACAGACAUCAGACCGCCAGAGACCUACAACAGGUCCGUCAUCCACCGGCGGAAACGAACGGACGGCUUGUUCCGCCGUCCACUCGGCCGCUCCAACGACAACCACUGCCACGGGAAUGGGGGCGUGCUGGAGAGGAGCUCGCCGCCCGUCACCGGUCACUUUAGCCCCCGUGAGCUGCUGCUGGGACGGGGCCAGGGCCUAACCCCGCCCCUUGACAGCCCGGAGCGCCGACGCCGCUCCGCUGCUGCGGUGACCAUGACGGUUAGCCGACACGAUUCGCUGCGGAGGCCCGAGGACACGCCCAUCCGCCGCUCCAGUAGCGGUCAACAUGGCUUUGCCGACCCCCAUCGUUCCAGAGCGCUGGACCCCGACACACUAGUGCAGGACAUAGAGGAGACGGUGACGGUUGCUCUCGGAGAGCUGCGGCAGCUGGAGCGGCAGGGCUGCAGACCAGCGCCGGACGUGGUGCUGGACACUCUGGAGCAGGUGAAGAACGGCCCGGUCACCACAUGCUCUUCCGAGUCGCCCAGCCCCCACAGCACCCCCAGCACGCCAGGCACGCCCGGCACUCCGGGGACCCCGGGCACACCCGGCACCCCUAGUCCCCUCAGCCCCCUGAGCCCGAUCAGCCCCCUUCCCGGACCCCCUCCCGGACCGCCAAGGCCAGCCAACCCUUCCCCAGACACCUUGGGUUCCUUUAAGCCUGUUGCGGCCGCCCGUAUGGGAGCCCCUUUACGCCCCCCUGCACUGAGGCCUAAACCCAUGGUCCCGCCGAAGAGCAGCACCCCCCCGCUGCCUCCACCACUGGACAAAUCUUGCACCAUGUGA
Molecule: messenger RNA, 3279 nt
Organism: Lampris incognitus (smalleye Pacific opah)
Lineage: Eukaryota; Metazoa; Chordata; Actinopteri; Lampriformes; Lampridae
Product: SLIT-ROBO Rho GTPase-activating protein 1-like
Exons: 23
Coding region: 1-3279 (1092 amino acids)
Biological process (GO): signal transduction; negative regulation of cell migration
Cellular component (GO): cytoplasm
Molecular function (GO): protein binding
Source: RefSeq, a predicted model, not a curated record